Messenger RNA from Humulus lupulus (European hop), 691 nucleotides. RefSeq lists its product as uncharacterized. The coding region runs from base 106 to 561 and encodes 151 amino acids. NCBI's taxonomy places the organism in Eukaryota, Viridiplantae, Streptophyta, Magnoliopsida, Rosales, Cannabaceae. The transcript has a single exon. The record is from RefSeq and is a predicted model, not a curated record.
AGCAUCUAUUCAUUUUUUCCUAUAUAUGAACAUAACCAAAAAACACUGGCAUACAUAUGUAUGGUAGUUAUAUCAUAACCUCAAACUGUGGUAUAGCUAGUACCAAUGGCAGCCUCCGGUUCCAUAACAAGGUCCGUGGGGAGGCUCUACAAGUGGCCGGCGGAAUCAGUUGACGGCGAAUCAAUGACGCUGCUCGUGGGGCGGCCCAAAGCGAAGGCCACAAGAAUAAGGGCAUUGGAGCAGCCUAAGGUGGUGGAUAGUGUCUCAUGUAGGCAGAUGUUUUUGAGGAGUUACACAUUUUCCCGGAAAGAGAGUUUCUCUGAGAAGACCAACAAGUGUCUUGGAAGAGUACUAGUUCUCUUCCACCGCAAAGGGAGAGAUUUCCAGGGCAUUAGGAGGCUGAGGAGGAUGGCGAAUAAGAAGGUUCCACCUAAGCGCCACCAACAAAUGGCUGCCAAGAAUAUUAGGGAGAAAGAGGCCUCUUGUGCUGCAUUACUGUUGUCCAAAGUUCGAAGGUUGGUGUUGUGUUAUGCACCUCCACGGUCAUGUAUUAUUGAUUGAUAAUUGGAGAGGUAUUUGUUGUGAUUGAUGAUGAUCAUAUCAUCACAAUUCAUAAGCCUAAUAAUUUGUAAUGCUCAUGCUUUUUUGUGUUACUUUCAAAUUUGUGUUGUCGUUUGAAUAUAAAAGGAAA